AUGGAGACCCAGAGGGACAGCCGUUCCCUGGGGCGGUGCUCACUGUGGCUACUGCUACUGGGCCUGGUGAUCCCUGCAGCCACCGCUCAGGCCCUCAGCUACGAGGAGGCCGUGCUCCGUGCUGUGGAUGGCCUCAACCAGCGGUCCUCAGACGAUAAUCUCUACCGCCUCCUGGAGCUGGACCCGCAGCCCAAGGGAGAUGAGGACCCAGACACCCCAACGCCUGUGAGCUUCACGGUGAAGGAGACUGUGUGCCCCAGGUUGACACCGCAGCCACUGGAGCAGUGUCCCUUCAAGGAGAAUGGGCGGGUGAAACAGUGUGUGGGGACAGUUAUCCUGGACCCAGGCAAGGAGUACUUUGACAUAAGCUGUGAUGAGCCCGAGCAUGUCAGGAGACGUCGUGGGUUGCGUAAGUUUGUCAAGAAAGUUGGGAAGAAGAUUCUUAAGAACAUUCGGAGAAUUGGCGGCAGAACCAGGGCCCCUGCUGGCCUCUACGUCUUUGCUCAGGCUGUGCCCCUGGCUCUGGAGCUCUCUUCCAUCUCAGGCCCACCCUCCUCCCAGAUUCCUCCCCUGAUGCUGUGGCCUCUGCCACCCUCCUUCUGCUUUCUUGUGAGGCACCCCAAAGUCAACAAGGAAGAUGAGGGAGCCAGGAGCGCCCUGAGGGGUCUGAUGUCUUGCGAUGACCCUCCUUUCAACCGCUAUAACGGUCCCUGA
This is a messenger RNA of Diceros bicornis minor, 714 nucleotides long. RefSeq names its product protegrin-2-like. Gene Ontology annotation, molecular function: lipopolysaccharide binding. Gene Ontology annotation, cellular component: extracellular region. The transcript is spliced from 6 exons. NCBI's taxonomy places the organism in Eukaryota, Metazoa, Chordata, Mammalia, Perissodactyla, Rhinocerotidae. The record is from RefSeq and is a predicted model, not a curated record. Gene Ontology annotation, biological process: innate immune response; defense response to Gram-positive bacterium; defense response to Gram-negative bacterium. The coding region runs from base 1 to 714 and encodes 237 amino acids.